UAGCUUGUUGAAAAUUAACUUUUAAAAACUUAAAAGUUCAAUUUUCAACUUGACAUAAUACUAUACUUGUAAUUACUUAUUUGGCGGCUUUUUACGAGGCUUUUCCCUUAACCAUACUAUAAUGGAAGACGGUGACUUUGAUCAAAGGCUACGGGAUCUACAAAGGGAAUAUCUGGAAUUUCUUGAUGAUGAGGAAGAUCAAGGUAUAUAUAUGAAUAGAGUGAAACAAAUGAUAAGUGAAAAGUGCAAGCGUCUUAUUGUUAAUAUAAAUGAUUUGAGGAGAAAAAAUCCUGAUAGGGCUAAAAACUUGUUGGACAAUGCAUUUGAAGAACAAAUAGCAUUCCAGCGAGCUUUGAAAGAAUAUGUAUCAUCUAUAGACCCAACAUAUGCUAAGGACCAGGAAGAGUUUUUUGUUGCCUUUUCAGGGAGCUUUGGUACAAAACAUGUUACGCCACGGAGUUUAACUUCUAGGUAUCUGGGUAAUUUAAUAUGUGUGGAAGGAAUUGUCACAAGAGUGUCAUUGGUACGGCCAAAGGUAGUUCGUAGUGUCCAUUAUUGCCCAGCUACAAAAAAGGUUAUGGAAAGGAAGUACACUGAUCUGACAUCAUUUGAAGCCUUCCCCACAACGGCUGUGUAUCCUACUAAGGAUGAUGAAGGCAACCCUCUCGAAACAGAGUAUGGUCUGUCACGGUAUAAAGACCAUCAAACAUUGACAGUCCAGGAAAUGCCUGAGAAGGCACCGGCCGGGCAGCUUCCCAGGAGUGUGGAUAUAGUGUGCGAUGAUGAUCUUGUAGAUAAGUGUAAACCCGGGGACAGAGUGCAGAUAGUGGGCAAUUACCGAUGCUUGCCAUCAAAGCAAGGAAGUUUUACUGCGGGUACUUUUAGAACAAUACUAAUAGCUAACAACAUAACCCAAAUCAAUAAAGACAUGAAUCUCAAUGUUUCUUUGGAGGAUAUCAAACUAUGCAAGCGGCUCGCUAAGAGGACCAAUUCUGACAUCUUUGAGCUCUUGAGUAAAUCAUUGGCACCAUCUAUACACGGUCACGAAUACAUCAAAAUGGCUAUUCUGUGUCAGCUACUCGGUGGGAUGGAGAAGAUCUUGCCCAAUGGCACAAGACUGAGAGGGGACAUCAACAUCUUGCUCAUUGGAGACCCGUCGGUGGCCAAGUCGCAGCUGCUGCGCUACGUACUGUCGACGGCUCCGCGCGCCAUCACCACCACGGGCCGCGGCUCGUCGGGCGUGGGGCUGACGGCCGCCGUGACCACGGAUCCCGACACGGGAGACCGACGCCUCGAGGCCGGCGCCAUGGUGCUGGCGGACCGCGGCGUCGUGUGCAUCGACGAGUUCGACAAGAUGUCGGACGUGGACCGCACGGCCAUCCACGAGGUCAUGGAGCAAGGCCGCGUCACCAUCGCCAAGGCUGGCGUGCACGCGUCGCUCAACGCGCGCUGCGCCGUUCUGGCGGCCGCCAACCCCGUCUACGGCCGCUACGACCGCUACAAGACACCCAUGGAGAACAUCGGCCUGCAGGAUUCGCUGCUGUCGCGUUUCGACCUGCUCUUCGUCAUGCUCGACGUCUCCGACGCCGACCACGACGACGCCAUCUCCGAGCACGUGCUGCGCAUGCACCGAUACAGAAAUCCGAAGGAGCGGGACGGCGAAGUGCUGCCGAUGGGCUGCAGCGUCGAUAUGUUGUCGACGGAGAAUCCCGACGACGAAGAUGCGGAGGAAGCGGCGGACACCAUAUACGAAAAGUACGACCCGCUCCUCCACGGCAAGAGCCGGAACAAGAAGGACCAAAUCUUCAGCACCAAGUUCAUGCGGAAGUACAUCCACAUCGCGAAGCUCAUCAAGCCCAAACUGACGCAGGAAGCCUCCGACGCCAUCGCCGACGAGUACGCCAAGCUGAGGAACCGGGACGAAUCGGAGACCGACGUGGCCAGGACGCAGCCCGUGACGGCCCGAACCCUGGAGACGCUGAUCCGCCUGGCCACGGCCCACGCCAAGUGCCGGCUCAGCUCUCUCGUGUCGGAGCGCGACGCCCUGGCCGCCAUUCACCUGGUGCACUUCGCCUACUUCAAAAGGGUGCUCGCAAAGGAGAAGCGGCGCAAGCGUCGAGCGUCCUCCGCCGAGGGGGCGGACGACGGCGGCGACGCCGACCGACGGCCGAAGCCCAAACGGACGAGGAAAACGCAGCAGGACCGCGACGGCGCCGAUCCGUACGAGUUCUCGUCGGACGAGGAGGCGCAGCCCAUCCUGCGAGCCGCCAGGAGCGGUCUCCCGGAGCCCGCCGCGCCGCCCGCGCCCGCCUUCGAGCUGGACGUCGCCAGGCUGAGCCUCUUCAAAGCCGCGCUGCAACAGCUGUUCCGGGACGAGCGCGCCAACUCCCUUCCUCUGGAGCGCAUCGUGCGCCACCUGGACGAGAAGCACCCGAGCGCGCCUUUCGAUCGGGCCGAGGUGGCCGCCGCUCUCACGGCGAUGACUCACGACAACCAGGUCAUGAUGGCGGACGACAUCGUGUUUCUCAUUUGAUCUUUUUCAAUGUCGAAUCUGUUAUCGACUUGAUCUCGGCGAACGAGAUGUCCGUUAUGUUGUGAGGCCAAGUCUGAACUAUCAUUUCGAAGUUAUUGCCUUUUUAAUACUAGAGAUCUUCUCCAGUUUUUGAUCAAUAUUGCUGAAUUGUAAAGGGAGCGUUCAAGUAUUACGUAACGCAAUUUUUAAAGAUUUUAGAGGUUUUCCCCCCAUUACGUUUUUCUGUAUCCCCCCUCCCCUCCCUUAACGUUACGUAACAUUAAAGACACAAUCAUGUUAAACAAAGUAAUAUCUUUAUUAAGUAAACUUAGGAAAGCAAAAAUAAAAGUAACGUACAAUACAAUAAAGGGAUUCCCGUACAAGUUAAACGAAAAGGGUUGCCAAUUAAUGCCCCAGUUUUUUAUUAAAAUAAAAAAUGUUACGUAACGCGUUGUUUAAAUACUGUAACGUUUUAAUUUAAGACUCCCCCCUCCCCCCAAAUUGCGUUACGUAAUACUUGAACGCUCCCAAAGGUUUAAUUAGAACUUUCAUAUUUUGUUAAUCUUUAAUGUUAUCAAUGAACGAUCAAUCUACACGAAUAGAAUAAGGUAUCAUGUUUAUAAUAUUUUUUAAUAAAUAAAAUAAAAAGUACAUA
This is a messenger RNA of Pieris napi, 3167 nucleotides long. It is a transcript of the gene Mcm3, whose product is annotated as DNA replication licensing factor Mcm3. Lineage: Eukaryota; Metazoa; Arthropoda; Insecta; Lepidoptera; Pieridae. Gene Ontology annotation, biological process: mitotic DNA replication initiation; double-strand break repair via break-induced replication; DNA replication. Gene Ontology annotation, cellular component: nucleus; MCM complex. The record is from RefSeq and is a predicted model, not a curated record. The transcript has 10 exons. Bases 122 to 2533 code for a protein of 803 amino acids. Gene Ontology annotation, molecular function: single-stranded DNA helicase activity; ATP hydrolysis activity; ATP binding.